AUGUGGCGCCGUUUUUUGUCGUGCGUUAAGGGAACAAAUGGUCGGAAAGCGAUCCACAGCAUGAAAGUCGGGCUUGCUCUCGUAAUCGUGUCGCUUUUGUACAUUGUGAAUCCGAUGUUUGAGGAAGUCGGACAAAACGGAAUGUGGGCUGUUAUGACUGUUGUGGUCAUGUUCGAGUUCUACGCAGGUGCGACACUUGGAAAAGGCAUAAACCGUAUAAUUGGGACACUAACUGGUGGGAUAUUAGGCUGUUUGGCCGCCAUUUUAGGAGACGAAAUUGGAGGCAUUGGCAAAGAUAUCAUUAUUGGGUCUGCCGUUUUUAUCUUAGGUGCUGGUGUAACAUAUUGUAGAUUGGUCCCUAGGCUAAAGAGAAGGUAUGACUAUGGAUUCAUGAUCUUCAUCAUGUCCUUUAGCUUGGUGGCGAUUUCCGGCAUCCGGGUCGACAAGGUGGCGGAAGUCGGCCGGGACCGUAUAGCCACAAUCGGGAUCGGUUUUGCCGUCUGCAUAUUCGUGAGCUUGGUCGUGUGUCCUAUUUGGGCAAGCGACGAGCUUCACCUCUCGACGGCACACAAGUUCGAUAAACUCUCGACUAGCAUCCAAGGUGGGUGCCUUGAUGAAUAUUUCAAAAUAGCAAGUGAGAAGGAAAAUCAAGGGGCUAUUGGCGGUGAUUAUUAUAUCCAAGCUUGCACGGCCGUUCUCAAUUCCAAAUCCAAUGAUGAAUUACUGGCAAAUCAUGCAAAAUGGGAACCUUGGCAUGGGAAAUUUGGAUUGAGCCAUCCAUGGGCAAAAUAUUUGGAGGUUGGAGAUCAUCUAAGUGAACUUGCUGCAACAAUUUUUGCCUUACAAAUAUGCCUUCAAUCAUCAAAGCAGCCAUCACCCAUGCAAAGGCAGAUACUCAAGGAACCAUGUGAGACUUUCAUGCUAACAACUCAAUGGAUAUUGAAAGAGCUUGGAGAGAGCAUUGAAAAAAUGGAGCUAUGCAAAACCAAGUCUUUGAUAAACCCAAAAUUGCAAUCUGCAAAAUUACAAUUGGGCCCUCCAUUCUCCACUUGCUACAAGGCCCAAAUUUCUGAAAAUGAUGAAAAUCUUGCAAUCACAACAUUCAAUUUCUUGUUGGUAGAGAUUGUGGAGAAAGUUGAGAUAUUGGCUAAAAAAGUAGAAGAGUUAGGGGAAGCUGCUAAUUUUAGAGUCAAGAAGAUUGAUGUAUAG
Molecule: messenger RNA, 1209 nt
Organism: Striga hermonthica
Lineage: Eukaryota; Viridiplantae; Streptophyta; Magnoliopsida; Lamiales; Orobanchaceae
Source: the annotation of a GenBank genome assembly